CCCGGAGCGGGCACUUGAGCGGACUUGCUCGUGUCAUCCGCUGUGCGCAUACUUCUACCCGUAUACCCGUACAAGCCAUGACGAUGCGCCGGUCGCUCGACGUCCUGUCGGUGCUCUCGACGGACGACCUCGCCGACUACGAUGUCAUCUCGGACGGCCCACGCUCUAUGGAGUCCAGCAUUGCGGACCUGGGGCCGCCACGGUUCGCUGGAGGGGAGCCCGCGCCGCUGCCGUCUGCGAUGGAGAAAUUCGACACUGUCGGCCUGACCGCGGAGGAUGUCCAAGCGUACGUGCAGCGUUCGCUUAACGCGACAUUAGCAGGAGGGCGGGGAGACGACUCCCGGACAUGGAGGGUGUACGUGGAUGGUGUAUUUGGGCCGCUCACGCCGAGGGACGUCUUGCAGCUCCGCCAAGCCAAGCUUUCCUUCCCCUCCGUCUAUCUUCUGGUCGGAGUGUUCUCCGACGAGCUGUGCGACGAGCAUCAUGCCUCAACAGAACUUCCACACGUAGACCGCUGCGAGGUCCUGCGGCAUUGCAGGUGGGUGGACGAGGUCGUGCCGGACGCUCCGUGGACGCUGCACGAGAAAUUCCUACGUGCGCGCCAGAUCGACUUCGUGGCCAUCGACGAAGGAACAUCCAUAGACCCGGAUUGCGACCGGGACCGAUUGAAGGGAUACGACCUCGUGAAGAGUCUCCGGAAAUCGAUCCCGACUCGGAGGACGUAUGUGUCAACGCCGAUGCCGAGACUUCACGACCCGGGGUCGGCCUCCGCGAGAGGGACCAUGAAAGGUGCACCCGCGGCGCUGAAACAGGAGACCGAGCCGGCAGCGGAUGAGCUGAAGGAAGCACUAGAGACACCAUUUGGAGAACCGAAGCAGUCGAGUCCGUUCGAGGAACCGAAGGUAGACGAUUUCGGGACAGGAUAUGGGAUUUGA
This is a messenger RNA of Dichomitus squalens LYAD-421 SS1, 935 nucleotides long. RefSeq lists its product as uncharacterized. The coding region runs from base 78 to 935 and encodes 285 amino acids. Gene Ontology annotation, biological process: CDP-choline pathway. Lineage: Eukaryota; Fungi; Basidiomycota; Agaricomycetes; Polyporales; Polyporaceae. Gene Ontology annotation, molecular function: choline-phosphate cytidylyltransferase activity; phosphatidylcholine binding. Gene Ontology annotation, cellular component: nuclear envelope. The record is from RefSeq and is a predicted model, not a curated record. The transcript has 4 exons.